UGUUGUUGCAGCUGCUUUUGGCCAGCACAAUGCUGGUGAAUAAGAUCUCCGCCCAAGAAGCCUCAACGACAACAGAAUUUGCACCACGCGUUUCGGCCACCUGCAAGGCGGGCACCAUGAACAUUAAAGUGAAAUUAGAUGGACCCUAUAGUGGAGCAGUACAUGCCCGUGAUUAUCGUACCCCAGCCUGUAUGGCAAUGGGUGAUGGUUCAGAUUCGGUGGGCUUCAGCCUUAACCUUUUGGCCAAAGAUGGUUCGCCAGACUAUUGCGGUGUUCUAGUCAGUAACCGCACCGAGGAAAGGUCCAUUCAACUGGCGGUACGUGUCCACAAGACAUUGGAAUUGGCCGAUGAUAAGUUUUAUGUUAUCACCUGUGGCAAAUCGGGUUUUGGAAGAGACGACAACGCCCAUGUUAUCCUGAAGUUCCUACAAAACGAUCGUCGUGUUCGUGAGACAGUCUAUGGCCAUGAAUAUAAAAUUCGUGCUGAAUUCACAAAACCAAAUGGUACCCAUGGCAUUAAGGUUGGCAACUGUAUGGCUUUCGACAAAAAGAAUCUCAGUCUUCCCUUGAUUGAUGAGAGAGGAUGUCCCUUGGAUGGAGAAAUUAUUUCACGUUUUGUGCCAAGUCCAGAUGGUAACUAUGCCGAAGCUACCCUUAGAUCUAUGUUCAAAUUCCCUGAAGGUUCCGAAGUCCAUUUACAAUGUGAUGUGAUCCAAUGCUAUGGUCCCUGUGUUGAAGAUGAAGAUUGCAGUCAAAUUGCGGUGGCUGGAGUUGGUGGUGCCGGCGGAACCAAAGGUGGUAAUCGUAAAGUCCAUCCCAAUGAAGAGGGUUCAAGUAUUGCCGGUACAACAGUAUUUGUUUUGGAUCCCGCCAAGGCGCCUUACACAACUGUCGACUGUGAAGAUGGCAUUCGACCCACUUGGCUGCUAUGGUUGGCCAUUACCCUUGGUGUUCUAUUCCUUAUUAUGUUGUUGAUGAACAUAUUCCUAUGCACUGCCAUGAGCUGCAGCUGUGCCAAUACAGAGAUAAUCGAAAAAGAGCCCUCCAUCAUUGAAGAAUACGAUCCCUACAGAAGUUGGCAUGGUAGCCAAUAUGGUUCAAGAUAUUCGCUGCAUGGACGUGAUGCGCACAAAGGUUAUACCAGCGGCGGUUCAACCAUACAUUCCAAUAGGUCAGUGCCUAUGGAAAGUGAUCAUUAUGCCAUUGUACAUCAACGUCCGGGUAAUCGAUUGCCACCUGGUAGUGGUCCAGUGACACGAACACGUGGACCCAUGCACAGCUAGA
Messenger RNA from Musca vetustissima, 1284 nucleotides. RefSeq lists its product as uncharacterized. The record is from RefSeq and is a predicted model, not a curated record. The coding region runs from base 30 to 1283 and encodes 417 amino acids. NCBI's taxonomy places the organism in Eukaryota, Metazoa, Arthropoda, Insecta, Diptera, Muscidae. The transcript has 10 exons.